AUGAUUAGGACUAUUUAUGAUGAUAAAAUCCACUUCAUAGACCAAGAGUUUUAUUUUAAACAAAUCUCUUGCCUCAGAUCACCUAAAUUUUAUUGCAAAUAUCAAAGAAAUAAUUCAAACCUAUGGCCAAGAAUUGAGGUUGCCAAUUGUGCCAUACUAAGAAGUAGUGUUGGACAAAGAAAAGUGUCAAUUAUCAGAUUAGUAGCUUAA
Messenger RNA from Blepharisma stoltei, 210 nucleotides. Lineage: Eukaryota; Ciliophora; Heterotrichea; Heterotrichida; Blepharismidae. The record is from the annotation of a GenBank genome assembly.